UUCUCUAGCUGUUCAUAAAAUCCCUCACGAAGAAGACGGUCAGCUUUUCCAUGGAAACCCGACGCCUUUUUGAGUCAAACCAGCCAAAUGUCGUGAUUUUCGGACUGGUUUGAGGUUUGAGUGAACGCGAAACCAAACCGAACGGUUCUGUUUCUCGAAGAAGGCCAAUUAGAGUCCAACAAGCUGCGUUAUUAGCAUGCUAAUGUAGUUUUAGCUAGCUGCCGUGGGUGUUCGCCCCGCGGAAAAUAACCUAAAAACCAGAAUUUAAUUUAGGAAUGCGAAACGCUGAAAGAAGGAGAGCGGUGCAGAGAUGUGGCGCAGAGGCGGCGGCAGAUCGGCUGUUCUGAACCGGGCUGAGGCGCUGCUGGCGGGCAGGAGCAGCGGGACACAGGGAUCGUUCAAGACUGCAUCCAAGCCCCCAAAUAAACAGGUUUCAUUCCAUAAUCUGAGUGACUUGUCUGCAGACAGCUCAGCUGAUGCUACAGGAGGAGAGGAGAACUCAGAGCAGGAUCUCAGGCCUCACAGUCGUUUCGGUGGAGGCAGCAGGUUUCUGAAAAAGGCUCCUCCACCAAAAAGCAGCAGCCAGUCGCCCGUCAGUAGAAAGCAGAACCUGCUGGAACCCAGGUCUGUUCCAGCCUCCCAGCAGGAAUCGCAAAGCAAAAUCCCGGCUGAGCCUCGGAGCAGCGUUCAGGCCUCAGAGAAUACUGUACGUGAGGCGAGCGGAGCCUCGCUGCUCAGCAUCUCUACAGCGUCGGCCACUCAGCAGCGUCCAGCACAAUGGAACUGCGAGCAGAGCCCGGGGGGAAGCCGCUUCCUGAGGAAGAAGAAGAUAGGGACAGGUGCUGCACCUGCUGCAGCUCUGACAACAGGCGCGGAUGUCGGGGAUACACCUUUACUGGAUUUAGAGAGCAAGCCUGGGAGAGCAGAGCGAGGAGUUAGUGUGGACAGUGAUGAAGAAUACAUGAGGAAACUGCUGGGAGAUUCAGUGGAUCCGUCAGACAGCAGUUUGGCAGAAGAGGGUAGGCGUUCGCCUCUGAAGGAACCACAGAAGAGGACCUCCUCCACCCCGUCGCCCCCCAGCUCGGCGUCCCACCGCCGUUCUCCUUUCAGAUACUCGGGGCAGGGUCAGAACCACUUCAACCCCUCUGUUUCAUCUCCAUCGACUCCCCUCCCAGAGAUGACGGGGGACUCUCCAAAGGCAGAGAGUCCACGGCGCCUCUCCUCCUCCUCAUCGGAAUGUGUCGAAGUUCUCUCUGUGGCGGAGCAGCUCCUCCGGGGGUCUGUUUCUUCUGAAGCUCAGAGUAAAAAGAGCGAGGUUUCUGAAGACUUCCACAUCAAUAUUAAGAAUCUGGACGAGCUCAUUCCAGCGUCUACUUCACAAGCAGGAUCCCAGGAUCAAAGCAAACAGUCUGACCCCGGGUCGUGGGGAGGUCACCAGCAGUUGUCCCAAGAGGACGAGGAGGUGCAGGACUACCAGAGCGACUUUCACAGCUACAGCGGCGGCACCCGGGUCUCAGAGGAGCUGUCGGAGGACGAGGAGGCGCCGUCUGAGAUCAGGAGUGAUAGUACCGAAUCAGAAGUUUCCUCCUCGUUAGAGCCACGCCGCCAUGCCUCACAGACUUCAGUCAGAGGCUCAUCUAAGCAAAGGAGGAUCAGCUCUUCAUCCAAAAAGCCUUUAAAGGACGCCGCCGUUCAGACGCAGCCUGACCAUCUGACUCAUGACGAUGCUUCUGUGCCGCCCAGUGUCGCCGCAAUCUACCUAAGCGCAGCUGCAGGGAGGGGCUACGCACUCAGCGCAGAGCAACUGGAAGACAUCAGCGCGUACAACCCGGCUGUGUUUGUGGUCAGCGAGGUGCUCAAACAGCAGCUCGCCAUGACCAAGGAGUUAGUGGACAGUAAUAGACGUCUCCACGCCAACCUGAUGCAGAGCCUGGAGCCCCCCAGCUACAGAUACACCACCCUGCGGGACACCAUCCAGAGCAUCCGCAGACUUAGACCUGCCAAACCUGCCACGGAGAGACACCUGGAGGAGGUUCUGCAGGAAUUCAAAUACAAUCUUCACUCUGACACAAACUGACAUGGCAGCUUCAGGAGCUUUAAAGGGGCUGAAGGCACAGAGUCCGGCUGCAGCCUCGCACCUCAGUACGGGUCGUUGAAGGGGUACAGAGGGUGUCCUGCGUCUCUGGGAACACGCUGCCCCUCCACCUGUAACACCCAGAAUGCAAAGUCACGUCUCUGGAGCCGUGCACCACCACCACCGACUGUAUUUUUAGCUCUCACUUCUAUCAUUGGAACGAUGUAACGGCAGCCUCUGUUCAAUGCCGUGAUGCUUUUCACCUCCUCUGGUUCCAGACUGAAGUCAAACACCUGAAGAGACGUCAACUCAUCACAAAUCCAUUGUAUGUAGGAAGUUAUGAGCUAAAGUGCACUUAACCAGGACACUUUCACAAUGGUAAACGUAUUUUAUACUACAAGAAAUAAUAAUAAAAAAUAAAAAAAAUA
This is a messenger RNA of Oryzias melastigma (Indian medaka), 2502 nucleotides long. It is a transcript of the gene lg4h19orf44, whose product is annotated as linkage group 4 C19orf44 homolog. The transcript has 11 exons. The record is from RefSeq and is a predicted model, not a curated record. Bases 311 to 2077 code for a protein of 588 amino acids. NCBI's taxonomy places the organism in Eukaryota, Metazoa, Chordata, Actinopteri, Beloniformes, Adrianichthyidae.